Molecule: messenger RNA, 1486 nt
Organism: Rhizopus microsporus ATCC 52813
Lineage: Eukaryota; Fungi; Mucoromycota; Mucoromycetes; Mucorales; Rhizopodaceae
Product: FAD dependent oxidoreductase
Exons: 4
Coding region: 136-1281 (381 amino acids)
Molecular function (GO): sarcosine oxidase activity; flavin adenine dinucleotide binding
Source: RefSeq, a predicted model, not a curated record
AAACCUUAAAAAGAAAAAAGAAUGCUAUUGAAUAUUAUUCGUUCAGGGUCAAAGUGACUUUUGAUUCAAGUGUACAAAAAAGGUUCAUCAGCUGUCAUCGUUAGUUACCAGCUUUUUUUUUUUCUAUUAUUUUCUAUGGCUUACUCUCCUCCCAGGCCAGGUUCAAAAAUCAUCAUUGUAGGCGGUGGAUGCUUUGGAUUAUCUACUGCCUAUGCAUUAUCAUUAAAGCAGCAGUAUGACAUUUAUGUAUUUGAUAGACAACCUAUUCCAUGUCCAGAUGCGGCAUCCACAGAUAUCAACAAGAUUGUCCGUCUGGACUAUGCCGAUAACACACUCUAUAUGCAUCUAGCUAUUGAAUCCCUUUCACUUUGGCAUCAGUGGAAUAAAGAAAGGGCAGAGAAGAAUCAAUGCCCUGUAUUUCACCAAUCGGGUGUACUUCUCUUUGGUCAAGAAGACUUCUCCGACUUUGAAAAGAAGAGCAUCAAGGCGAUUCAAGAGGCAGGCUAUGGUCACUUUAUUGAUGUCUAUUCUUCCCCAGAGGAAAUCGUUCGUGCAUUCCCACAAUUCCAGCAAGCGGUUGAUAACGGCUUCAAGAAAGCCUAUCUCAAUAAACAAGGAGGUUGGUGUAACUCUGCGGAGGCUGUGAAACAUGUCUAUCAAAAAUGUCUGGACAAUGGCGUUCACUUUGUUGUAGGUGAGAAGAGAGGUCACUUUGCUAAACUCUAUUGCGAUCCCAAAAAUCCAGCAACGGUUUUGGGAAUUCAGACGGCUGAUGACAAGAUUCAUCAUGGAGAUCUCGUCUUACUCACCACAGGUUCUUGGACAGCAGGCUUGAUUGAUAUGCACCAUCAGGUUAUUGCCAGUGGACAACAGGUUGUUCAUUUCACACCACCUCCCCAACUAAAAGAGACCUGGGAAAAAAUGCCAGUCUGGUGUGGGGAUCUGUCAAAUACGGGUUACUAUGGCUUCCCAGUUAAUGCGGAUGGUAAAAUGAAGAUUGGCAAACAUCAUUCAGGCUAUCUGAACCCUAGAGAAACGGACCAGAUAUCAGUUCCUCGUACCCAGGUGACACAUGCAUGCGACACUAUUCCUAUUGGUGCACUGCGUGAGUUCAGGCAGUUCUUGGGUAAAUUCCUGCCAGAGACCUCGGCAUUAGACAUUACUUAUGCCAGAAUGUGCUGGUAUUCAGACUCUAUCGAUGGUCAUUUUGUAGUCUGCCCUCAUCCUGACUACCAUAACCUAGUCGUUGCCACGGGCGAUUCGGGACACGCCAUGAAGUAAAAAAAGAAAAAAGAAAAGCUACCAAAAGGGGUUAUAAACAAAUAGGGACUGAUGCAUGAAAUUUUUAUUGUAGGUUUAUGCCUGUCGUGGGAUUCAAGAUCAGGGAUGUUAUUGAAGGUAUCGAUUCAGACUAUACCCGUGCUUGGAAAUGGAGACAGUUAGAAGCACAAGAUACACAACUUGAUAACUUGAGAGCAGCUACGCU